UACCAGGCCCCAUCAGUCUACUAUGCUGGUAUUCCCGGCAUGCAUGGCAAACCUGGUUCCCCUGGGAUACCAGGCCGCGACGGACGAGAUGGCCGUGAAGGAGCCAAAGGUGACAAAGGUAUCCCAGGGAAGACUGGACCCCAGGGGCCUCCAGGACCUAGCGGAAACCUUGGUGUUAAUGGAAAGGAUGGCGCUAAAGGGGAACGCGGAGCCCAAGGACCCCCAGGACAAAAGGGGGAACGCGGGGAGAGUGGACUAAGUGGAACCCCUGGGAAUCCAGGUCUGAUGGCUUUUAAAAACUGGAAGGAAUGCGUUUGGAAAAACAUCAAUGAUGACAAAGAUCAAGGGCUAAUCAAGGUAAACAUAUUUUUCUUUACCUCUUCAUUAUAUCAAGGUCUAAUCAGGGUUAAAGAGAAGCUUUUUAUUUGUUUUCAUAAAGAAGGAAAAAUAAUAACCACUGACUAAUAAUAAUAGUAAUAAUAAUAUAAAUAAUAACACUAAUAAUAAUACUAUAGUAAGUGUUUAUUGAGGAUAUAUCCAUUACUAGAAAUAUGGCUCAUCACUUGUUAGUAACUAAUACACUAUCACUGUCAUACUAAUUUAUAAAAUCAAUUGGGUGUAGGUUAUCAUUACUAUAAAACAACACCUUGCUAUAAAAUUAUGAAAAAUGAAAUGAUAAUGAAACAAUAGCAUCAGAAAUCAAAGAAAAACUAGGGGACAAGAAGAAGAAGCUCAAGGGCGUGAAUAAAUCGUGACCAGUUUUCAUUUCCCUUGCCUCUAAGCACCAAGUCUGUUUCUCUUUUUUGUAUAGGAAUGUGUGUUCAGCAAAAACUUCUCUGACACAGCCCUUCAUGUGUACUGGACUGGUACACUUAGAGUCUAUACUAAUAGUGGCUGUAAACGCUGGUACUUUACUUUCAACGGUGCAGAAUGUUCCGCUCCCCUACCCAUUGAAGGUGUUGUUUACGUGGUCAGCCAAUCUCAAAACCCUCAUCGCGUCCGCCACAUUGAAGGCUACUGUAAUAACAUUCACAAAGGAAAGGUGCGAGUGGGAUUCUGGGUUGGUAAAUGCCAAGGGUACAAUGGAAACUAUGACGCCUACACUGGAUGGAUAUCUGUGUCCCGCAUCUUCGUAGAGGAGGUUCCCAAAGCUCAAGCUUAG
This is a messenger RNA of Porites lobata, 1162 nucleotides long. The record is from the annotation of a GenBank genome assembly. NCBI's taxonomy places the organism in Eukaryota, Metazoa, Cnidaria, Anthozoa, Scleractinia, Poritidae.